Anguilla rostrata (American eel) is the source of this 2554-nucleotide messenger RNA. Its product is annotated as cilia- and flagella-associated protein 251-like. Gene Ontology annotation, cellular component: sperm flagellum. The record is from RefSeq and is a predicted model, not a curated record. Gene Ontology annotation, molecular function: protein binding. The transcript has 16 exons. NCBI's taxonomy places the organism in Eukaryota, Metazoa, Chordata, Actinopteri, Anguilliformes, Anguillidae. The coding region runs from base 83 to 2554 and encodes 823 amino acids.
GUAUCUAAGCAACAGGACGCUUUAUUUCCAGUCGUAUUUCCAAGUAUUUUGGAUUCACACUUUGCCUGCGGUGAGCUGACUCAUGUCGGACACUGACGAACCGCAGUCCGUCGAGUCAGCGGGAGAGGAGACCGAUGUGGCUAGCGUGCCAGAUCCAGACGGCCCGGCAGCCGCCGCCGAGGACCCGGGGCCGUCUGAGGAUGGAGAACAGCCAGGACAGACGGGAGAAGAUGGAGAGCAACAAGGUCAGGAGGUAUCGGAUACAGAAGAGCAGGAAGAGGAUGGAGAAGAGCAAGGACAGUGGGAAGAGGAUAGAGAAGAGCAAGGACAGUGGGAAGAGGAUGGAGAAGAGCAAGGACAGAGGGAAGAGGAUGGAGAGCAGGAGGGACAGAGAGAAGAGGAUGCGGAAGAACAAGAGCAGGGGGCAGAGGGCCCAGAUGAGGAGGGUUUGCCCAAAGAACAGGACGAUUCAGCUGAGCGGCCAAAAGACUCCCCCGUCAGCAAUACCACUUCCCUCCCACCCCAGAAGAGAAUAACCAUAAAUUCUGAAAAGUAUCCAUUGAAUCUGAGGUGGGCCCUGGGGAUCAGCCGGACGCUCCCCGUCUUCAGCCUGGUGGACGAGGAGCGGCUGGAGAUCGCGUACGGCUGUGCCAACGUGGCGGUGAUCUACGACCACUCCUCCAACAGCCAGCACAUCUUCCAGGGACACUAUAACCCCAUAUCGUGUCUGUGCGCGAGCGAGGACAGACGCUGGCUAGUGACUGCAGACAUCGGCCCCGACAGUCUGGUUCUCAUAUGGGAGACCCAUUCAGGGUUUCCAGUGCAGACGCUGUUCGGCUGCCAUCCAGAGGGGGGCGUUUCAGCCAUGGCUUUAUCGCGGGACGUAAAGUACCUGGUGACCGUCGGAGCAGCCGAAAUCCAGAGAGUCUGCAUCUGGGAUUGGACCAAUGAGACGGAGGGUCCAGUCUGUGUUACAGAACUACAACCAGAAUUUGGUUGCCAGAAUUACAUCAUUUUUCACCCGCAAGACAACAGCCAGAUCGUCAGUAACAGCGAGAGCCAGAUUGUGUUCUACACUUGGGACAAAGGGGAGCUGGAUUAUUACACCCCAAAGCUGUCAGAUAAGACCUUCAACAGGCAGGUGGGCUCUCUGAGCCAGUCCAUCUUCAGCACUGAGGGGGUGCAGGCCUUCUCGGCCACAACGCUGGGGAACGCGGUGGUGUGGGACGUGGUGCAGGAGAGCUCCUCUUGGGUGAACGUGCAGAGGAUCGCCCUGAAGCUCAUCCCGCUCCAGAAACACACCAUCACUGUGCUGACCUGCACCGACAAUUUUGUUGUCACAGGCAACGGCGCGGGUCAUGUGACCUUCUACGACCACCAUUUCAAGCUGAUCAAGUGGUACGACAAGUUCGACCUGGACUCCAUCACCUCCAUAUCCUUCUCCAAAGAGACCAACAGCAAGGUGGGGUACCUGGACAGCAUCCUGAACGAUGGCAAGCCCUCCCUCAUCCGGAACUUUGUGCUCUCCACGGCCAGUGCGGCUGUGGUCCACGUGAACACGGCGGUGGAGGAGCUGCAGCGGGUGCUAAAGGAGCAGUCGCUGGCUCUGCACGCGGUGGCCUGCCACCCCACCCUGCCCGUCGUCGCCAUGGGCAGCCACUGCGGCACCCUCAGGGCCUGGGACUACCUGAGCAAGGGUCCGGUGUGCAGCCGGGUCUUCCACAAGGAGAGAGAGAUCCAGUGCCUCGCGUAUGACCCCAAAGGCUUUUACCUGGCCGUGGGGUUCACCUGCGGCACGGUGUGCAUCGUGGACGCAAUCGACCUGCAGAACAAGCCGGAGGAGCACUUCAGGUGUGCCCACGACGGCAUCACGCACAUCGCCUUCUCCCGCAGCUCGCACUACCUGGCUACGGCGGACACGGGGAAAGCAGUGACCCUGUACCAGCUCUGUCCCAGGGACGGGAGGCUGGUGUGGGACUACCGCUGGAGGCACCGGUACCACUACGAGCCCAUCCAGGACCUGCUGUUUGGGGAGUACCCCGGCAGCCCCCGGACCAUGCUGCUCUCGCUGGGCGCCGACCGCAGGCUGGUGGAGUACGACCUGAAGAACAGCGGGGAGGACGAGCUGCGGGUGCUGGGCACCACAAGGGUGGAGCAGAGCGCCACGCCCACCUGCAUGGCGUGGUACCCGCCCCUCGCCUCUGACCACUUCCUGCUCACCGCCGCCACCAACUACAAGAUGAAGAUGCUCACCAGCACCAAGACGUGCAGAAAGACGGUCCUAGGCCCCGCCCACAACGCUCCGGUGCAGAAGAUGGCGGUUCUGCCGUCCUCGCCGGACAGGGACCCCAGCGCUCAGUAUCUCGUGUACGUCGCAGGUAACAAGCUGGGCGUGCAGAUCCUGCCCGUCGAUGGGAACCCCUAUAAGUACUCGGCGCUGAUCUGCCACCCGACGGGCAUCGCCAGCCUGGCGUGCUCCUGCGACGGAAAGUACGUCUUCACCUGCGGCGGCUCAGACUGCACCGCCUGCUGCUGGGAGCUCAACCUCAAGUGA